Molecule: messenger RNA, 1224 nt
Organism: Brassica oleracea var. oleracea
Lineage: Eukaryota; Viridiplantae; Streptophyta; Magnoliopsida; Brassicales; Brassicaceae
Product: probable FBD-associated F-box protein At1g32375
Exons: 3
Coding region: 1-1224 (407 amino acids)
Molecular function (GO): protein binding
Source: RefSeq, a predicted model, not a curated record
AUGGAUAGGAUAAGUCAGUUGUCUGAUACUCUUCUAUUGCGAAUACUGUCCGAAUUGCCUACCGCUAAAGAUGUUGUGGCGACUAUGGUUUUGUCAAAACGUUGGCUUCCUCUGUGGAAGUCAGUGCCACAUAUUGACUUCGACGACGAUAGCUAUGAAGACACUGAUACUGGAAGGUUUUCGCGCUUUGUUGACAGGUCUUUGAUUCUGCACAAGGCACCGAUUGAAACUUUGCAUUUCGAACUUAGUCAAACUUCUACUGUCGCUGAUAUUGGAAUAUGGAUUGAAAUGGCUGUUCAACGCCAUGUGCGAGACUUGAGUAUCAAUAUCGACUGUACUUCCAGUACAACUCCAGUUACAGUUCCAAGGAGUUUAUACACAGGCUGUGGAAUGCUUGUGAACUUGAAUUUAACGAGUGUGACUCUUACGGAUGCUUCUACCUUGCCUUCUUUCUCAAACCUCAAAUAUUUGUACCUUGUAUUUGUGAAGUACCCCGGUGAGGAGUUUGUCAGGAGGCUUUUAUUCAGUUGUGGUGUUCUUGAACAUUUGUAUGUGGAACAAUGCUUUGAUGACAAUGUUACCAUUUUCACAGUUAAGGUUCCUUCCCUCAAGAGUGCAAUUUUGCAUAAAUCACAAGACAGAUACAUUGAUGAUGAAGAUGGAUUUGUGAUAGACGCUCCUUCUUUGGAGCUGUUGGAUGUUUAUAAUAUUACAGGCGGGUUUUGUACCAUUGAGAGUGCUAUGCCUAAUAUUGUUAAAGCAAAUGUUAUCGUUAAUCAUGGUCCUUCGGAAAUUCUGAGUGCUAUUACUUCAGUGAAGCGCCUUUAUUUAUGUUUACCAUCAUACUCAAAGGAUGCAUAUCCUGUUGGUAGUGUCUUCCACCGUCUUGUGUGUUUAAAAAUAUGCACAUCUGAGAUAGAAUGGUUCAAUCUACUUAUGUGUGUACUCAAAGAUUCCCCUAGUUUAAAAGCCCUCAAACUAGAGCUUUUUUGCGUUCGUGAUGAAGAACAGCGCUCCUGUUGGAAUGAACCGAGUUCAGUUCCUGCAUGUCUGUUAUCGAGUCUUGAAACUUUUGAAUGGGUAAACUAUGAAGGAACCGAAGAAGAGAAAGAAGUAGUAGCAUUCAUAUUAAGAAGUGGAAGAUGUUUGAAGAAGGUGAAUAUCUCCUCGGAAACCACGACUCCGACUAGAAACCUGUCAGCUUGCACUCGUCUCAAGCCAUGA